Molecule: messenger RNA, 312 nt
Organism: Notodromas monacha
Lineage: Eukaryota; Metazoa; Arthropoda; Ostracoda; Podocopida; Cyprididae
Source: the annotation of a GenBank genome assembly
AUGUCGACAAGCGUGAGCAAUCAGGGGCAUAUGGCCUUGCCUGGUGGGUCUGAGGGCAUGGCUGUGAUCUUCGCAGAUAUACUUCCUUUACGAGAAUCUCAUAUUGUUGCGAGGCUUCGGGAAGUGGACGAAAAGUUGGAUCAUUUCUGGAAAGAGGCCCAGGAAGCGCUGCUCGUGGGAAUUCACAAGCGGAACAGAGAAUGUGCCGAGAGCAAAUCCAAGUUCCAGUCAAGCAUCGUAUUCGCCUACAAGGGUCGUGUUUCGGAAGAGAGGACCCGACUUGGACGAGUUUUACUGUCGCAAAAAGUGCAG